Ochlerotatus camptorhynchus is the source of this 2844-nucleotide messenger RNA. RefSeq names its product E3 ubiquitin-protein ligase NRDP1 elgi (gene elgi). The record is from RefSeq and is a predicted model, not a curated record. Lineage: Eukaryota; Metazoa; Arthropoda; Insecta; Diptera; Culicidae. Gene Ontology annotation, biological process: protein ubiquitination. The transcript is spliced from 5 exons. Bases 539 to 1498 code for a protein of 319 amino acids. Gene Ontology annotation, molecular function: ubiquitin protein ligase activity; metal ion binding.
CCAAACAGGCAAGCAAACGGAGCAGCUACAACAGUCCGAUAAAAUUUUUAUGCUACUCGUGCGUGUGUCGAAAUAGAGGCUGAUGGCUGCUGCUGUUGCUGCUGUGUGCAGUUUCCUUUCGACGUCGCGGUCGCGUUUGUGAAAAAAAAUAUCCUAAAGUCAAGUUGCAACGGAACAGUGGCGUGAAAACAGACGAAGUGGUGGUUUUUACGAGCGGUUUUCGUGCGCCAAACCUUCAUCUUCCGCUAUAAAUCACCAGCAGCACUAAAACAAAAUCAUCACAAAUCAAAGUGCAAUUAAAAAAAAAAACGACGAAAAAUAACGGUCCUAUUGACAGUUGGACUUCCAUGUUAAAACACCAAGUGCGAAGAGGAGUGUUCGUCUAAGAAGAAAAAAAAACGACAAAGUGUAACAACAAAUAGCAGUUAGUCGCAGCCGUAGGCAGUGGUCCGACACUGUCCUGCCUCCUGCGUGGGGAGGAAGCUGCAGAUCAGGAUUACACCACCACUGGGACCUUAGGUUUAGUGGAAGCGCUGCGAUGGGUUACGAUCUGACGCGCUUCCAGGGCGAUGUGGACGAAGAACUGAUCUGUCCGAUCUGUUCCGGGGUGCUCGAGGAACCACUGCAGGCAGUGGCAUGCGAGCACGCAUUUUGUCGGGCGUGCAUCACGGAGUGGCUUUCGCGCCAGCCGACCUGUCCGGUUGAUCGGAAUCCCAUCACCAACAGUAAUCUCCGCGCCGUGCCAAGAAUACUACGGAACUUGCUCUCUCGAUUGAACAUCAGCUGCGAGAAUGCCAUCUACGGGUGUACGCUGGUACUGAAACUGGACACACUGGCCACCCACAUCGAGGAGUGCGAGCACAAUCCGAAGCGCCCGCUUCCGUGUGAGAAAGGCUGUGGAUUUGUCAUUCCCAAGGACGAGUACAAGGAUCACAACUGCUUCCGCGAGCUGCGUUCCCUGGUGCACAAUCAACAGCAGAAGAUGAGCGAGCUGAAGAACGAAAUCAACGAUCAGAAUCUGGUGAUAAACGAGCUCAAACGGGAACUUAAUCUGGUGAAGGAUUUUAUGAGGGCGAUGCGCGUGUCGAAUCCCGCGAUGCGGGCCAUCGCCGAUCAGAUGGAGCGGGACGAAGUGACGAGGUGGUGCAAUGGACUGGCGCGAGCGCGAGUCACCCGAUGGGGUGGGAUGAUUUCCACUCCGGAUGAGGCACUGCAGCUGAUGAUCAAACGAGCUCUCUCGGAAUCGGGCUGCCCACCGCACAUACUCGAUGACCUGAUGGAGAACUGUCACGAGCGGCGGUGGCCCCGAGGGCUGAGCUCGUUGGAAACCCGCCAGAACAAUCGACGGAUAUACGAGAACUAUGUCUGUCGACGGAUUCCUGUUAAAAUUUUAGGAAAGCAAGCCGUCCUCGUGCUACACUGCGACAACACGCACAUGUCCGAGGACGUGAUGGUGGAACCGGGUCUGGUCAUGAUAUUUGCUCAUGGAAUAGAGUAGGACACUGGAUGGACGGCGGCGGCAUAGCACGUGCAUCUGUUCGGCGGAGAGAGAGACUAUCCUGUACCAGCUACUGAUACUAAUGCUACAGUAACAACAGUAACAAUACCCUACUUCCGAUGAUUUAAGACAUGUACUGGAAAAACUUGAAAUAGACAUAGAGACCACUUGCCACCGUUUUUUACCUGACAGAAAUAUAAUUCUAGAGAGGCGGUUUUCAAAUCACCUCAUGAUCCAUUCGUCGAUUUUCUUCAUCUUCAAAAACUGCGCGAAAUUCUUACAUUUGUUUCAAACGGUGUCAUGGCAAAAUAUGUCAGUGGCAGUGACUGAAAUAAAACGUAAUCGUGCUACGUCUUUUACAAGACAGAAAACCAACUAAUGGCUCACUCUAGAAUUACACUCUUUACUAAUCAAUAUUACGUACGGAUAUUUGUAAUAAGUUUUGACUGCUUCGGUGCCAUUCUGAAAGUAGAGCACAAUUUUAUGAUCUACCUAACGAAAAGCACAAUCGCCGGUUUGUGUGGACCUACACUGAAACAAUUCCGAAGUGUCAAAACCUCUUGCCGAUAUAUUGUCAAUAUACAUACACAUGGGGGGCUGUUCAUAAACUAUGUCGAUCGCUUUGUGGUGGUGCUGGAGUCAAAAACCGCCUACGUCAUUUAUGGACAGCCCCCGGGAGGAUACACAGCAGAGAAAACCUAACACAGACCCAGUUGAUUCGUCAAUGCAAUGCACUACUUUCAGUUUGAUUUUUCCUCAACUACUACAAUAUUAACAACAACAAAAAAAACAUAACCUCACUCGAAUCAUAUCAGUAUAGAACAAGAAGUCGAAUUGAAUGAAAGUAAUGAAUAUGAUCUCUGGAUUUGGAAUCCCCCCUUAACUUGGAGCAAAACAAAAAAAGAAGAAGAAUAAGACACUCGUUCAACUUGUUACGCGUGUUGUUGUGUGAGUGAAAGAGUGUGAGAGAGAAUAUUUACGCUUGUUUAACUUCUUUUUCGUUCGUGUUACGAAACAAAAACUGAUGGGUUAAAGUAGCAAGCGAAUCGAACCGAUUAGGAAUUGCCAAAACUAAUUUACUUUUUUUUUGCUAGUGAUGAAGAUCGCAAAAAAUGCUAUGAUUUUUUUUUUUUUUUUUUUGAAUCUAGGUUAGGUUUUAGGUUCUAGUUCUGACUUUUGUACUAGCUGAAUAGAGAGAUAUUAGAUAGGAGGGAGAGAUGGAAUUUCUCAGUUGCUCUUGGAAAGAAGCAGAUACAAGUUGCAUUGAUUUUUUUUUAUAGUUCGAUAAGUUUUUAGUACUAAUGUUUAGUGUAUUCUGAAGGAAAAAUAAAGCCUACACUGUCGAA